UGUAAGAAAGUGGAGGAACUAGUCUGUUGUCACAAUGGUGACUUCCCUCCAUUGGCAGCAGAGUACGUCCUGCAGAACACGCAAUUUAUGCUGAAGGACACCAGUUUCAGCACAGUGAUAGAAAUCACACACAGGUCCCCAGUGCUGGCUAGCAAGAUCAGGUUUCCACCAUUUUCUAAAAGCUCGUCUGGUGUACAGUAUGGAGAGACAGCUUUUGCCACCACGACAAUCUACAUCAAUGAGGAGCUGCAGAGGAUGGGAAAGAUGAAUGCAAGCUCUUUCAACAAGCUCCUUGUGCAUCCUGCCAGCCCAGAAGAGUGGUCAGAAGUGUUUGAUGUGGUUGCUGGUGAGCUUGGACAACGUGCAACAUGGCCAUUGGCCAGAGCCCUGGGACUGACCAAUGUGGAAAUAGAAAAUGUCCAACAUAGGCAUCCUGAUGACUUAAUGGAGCAGAAAAUACAGUUGCUGAGAAAUUGGAGGCAGAAACAAGGUCCUGAGAAGGCAACCAUGUUUGCUUUGAAGUGUGCCCUGAAUAAGGUUCAACAAAAUGAUCUAGCACAGAAAUUACCAUCAUAGGAUGAUUUGAUCUUGUCUAGUACAGUAGCAUCAUGUAUUUUUUUAAAAGGAAUAUUUUAUUUCUGUCCAUCAGCAGAUUUGAAAUUGAGCCUUAAUAUGGUUACUUUAAAGCAUCUUGUAUUAAUUGUAUUGUACAGGACAUGGUAGAUAUUUAUGUUUCUGUUUAAAAUUUAGAAAUGGCAAACUUUUUACAGCUGGUGUUUGUUAUGCAGUCAGUAUAUCUCUAGGAGUGCCAUAUGAAAGACUGAUUUUGUUGUUUGGACACUUGGUCCAAUUUUCUUUGUCUCUCUAGUGUAAUGUCUCUGGCAUUGCCAGUUUUAUGUUGUGUUAAAAUGUAUAUUUUUAUCAUACAUAGGUUUUUAAUGUUCAUAAAAUGGACAUAUUCUAAUAUUGACAGCAAUAUUCUAUGGUCCUCACUAAGAUGCAAUGUGGGCAAUAUUUUAUAUUCUAUCUCUAUAGAGAGUAUUGGUUGUGAAUUUGGUGAACCACCAUCAGCAGGAUUCUACAUUGAUAUGCACAAAAUAUUUUUAAAUUGUGAGUCAAAGAUUUAAUACAAAUUAUAGAUGUUUCCAAUUUUCCAAUUUAUUGAUAACGAAUUGUACACAUAAGGCAUGUGGGGUGUGGUAAGGGGAAUUCUUUGCACAGAAUAUUCCACUGAAAUAUGGAAUUUCUGGGCCAUGUGAUUUUCAUCACCCAAGAUUAUUUUGAUACAAAAUUUUCUCUCUUUGUCUUUUUAAGAUAAUCCCAUUUGAUGUCACCAUGUUUUCUCUUUGCUGUAUCUGUUAGGUUUAAAAUCAAUUAUAUAAAUGUCCAAAUAGUAUAUUUCCCUAUUGAAGCAGAGUAUUAAUAAUUGUCUCUAUAUCUGAAAAAAAAAUUAAGUAUUCUAAUAUGGCAGUAAUAAAUGUUUUGUUCUGCUAUAUUCUAACAAUGGAUAGUUUUAAAGGUUGUAUUUGUUAUCUAUUCAGUUUGAUUUUAUUGUUUUUCUUGUCAAAGACAGUGUUGUAUAUAAUGCAUGCUUUAAAGAUUUAUUACAUUGUUAUGUUUGUAUUUUAAAUUUACAGUGUCACAGACACAUGGGAGUAUUAAUGGUAUGAAGUCUGUCACAGGCAGUUUUCAUCAACAAAAAUUUCACAUAGCAUUCCUUAAAUCUUACCUCUCUUACCUAAUACUUUUGCAAAUGGGUGCAGCACUCCCAGAAUGAACUGACCUCUAUUCUUAGCAAUACACAUAGACAUGUGAUCCAAGUGAUAUUAUGAAUUAAUCAGUGAAAUACUAUGUACAUUUAUAGUGCUUUUUUAUCUACAGGUGACAAUUAUGGUUCCAUGUUCUUUGAUAAUCAAAUGUAUUAAAAUCUGGGAAUCGAGAAAUAUGGCUAUACUUAUUAUUAUUUGGAUGCUGUGUAUCACGAGUUUAGCCUAUUUAACUUUCAUAAGCUUGUCUGCUUUGUCAAGGGUGCACCAAAAUCUGAAAAUCUGACUGUCUUAGAAAUAGUUUUAAAAAACUAUUCAAAACUAUUCAAAAGUAGUGAAUUUAAAUUGUAUAUCUUCAGUGUGAAAACCUACUGGUUAUGACUCACUGUAGUCACUGUUCAGACUGUUUAUGUUGUUGCUUAAUGUCAGUAUUUGCUAUUUGUGUGUUCUUGUUUACCUUUAUUGUUGUGUUGUAGAAAAAUGGUCUCAAGUAAUAAGAAAAUAUCUCUUCAUUUCAUAUAUGUAUGUUCAUGUAUGGAUAUGUCAUUUACGUUCCAGUAAUUGAUGGACUGAAGAUGUAUAUGUUGAAAAGUGUCCAUUUUUGGUGGAAUAAAGCAAAAUUAAUUA
This is a messenger RNA of Lingula anatina, 2393 nucleotides long. RefSeq lists its product as uncharacterized. Gene Ontology annotation, biological process: Rho protein signal transduction. The record is from RefSeq and is a predicted model, not a curated record. Lineage: Eukaryota; Metazoa; Brachiopoda; Lingulata; Lingulida; Lingulidae. Gene Ontology annotation, molecular function: nerve growth factor binding; coreceptor activity; death receptor activity. Gene Ontology annotation, cellular component: cell surface; plasma membrane.